Colletotrichum higginsianum IMI 349063 is the source of this 1788-nucleotide messenger RNA. RefSeq lists its product as uncharacterized. Lineage: Eukaryota; Fungi; Ascomycota; Sordariomycetes; Glomerellales; Glomerellaceae. The transcript has a single exon. The coding region runs from base 1 to 1788 and encodes 595 amino acids. The record is from RefSeq and is a predicted model, not a curated record.
AUGGCAGUCUUUCCACAAUUCGGGCCGGACCCCAGCACUACAUUGCUACAGCAAUGCCAGUUCAUCAUCAGCCGCAUUGCCCUUAUUCUUAAUGAGCUUGCGCGGCUUAAGUCAGCCCUUGAGGGACGUCCACCGUCAGGCCACAAGCCCCUGCCGUGGAACCAGGCUGUCCCCGGACUUGGUGCCUUCGAACGACUGAUCGUAUCUGAGAAGAAGCACAUCGAGAAGAUGGUGCAGUCGUAUGACGUCGGAGCCGACGAGCAGGUGGACCUUAUGGCUCUCGACAGCAGGGUCCGUCUGAGGCUGGAUGCGUCUAAUUACAAGUUCUACGAGACGGUGUGGGAAGUCACCAAGCGCUGCUGCGAUCUCACGCGGAUGCAGAAGGAGCUGUCUUACAAGACGGAGAGCGGCAAGAGUAUCAGCGCGGUGGUCGACCUCGUCGUCAACGGCGGCGCCGACUGGAUCAAGAUCGUCACGACGACACAGCGGAGGAUGUUUUACGAGAUGACCGAUGCCGGGUGGGAUUGGGACGAGGACUUUUCAGACGAAGGCGCCACCGCCGACGAGGCGAUGCUGGCGAUCCUCCGAGACGAGACGGAGGACAGCAUCGAGGUCGCCAGGGUCGCGAGGCACAUGGUGGCCGCGGCGCGGACGUCGUACGAGGGUUAUCGCCGGCCGCGGGUGCGCAUCCUCAUGACGCGCAUCUCAGAGGGCGAGAACGCCGCGGUCGACCACCUGCUCCGCCUCGUGCGGAAGAUGGGCGGCGACGGCGUCGAGCUCAUCGUCGAGACGGCCAACAGGCCAGGGGAGGAAGGCGGAGGGAUCCUCGCGCGCCCGUCGCCGCCGCUGGACGAAGCCGUCGCGAACCUUGUCCGCGCGGAUCCCUUUGGGGACUUCUCUGGCACGCUCAACGUCGAUUGCUCCGUCUUCAUGGCGCUGGCGUCGGACUUUAGCCACACGGCCAUCGGCCCGGGGUCGGAGCUACUGCGGUCGGAGCAGCACCGCAUCGACGCGGCGGACGAGGUGGAGAACGGGCCGAGGCUCGCGACGACGCUGUACCCGGCGCUCGCCGGGAGGGGGCUCGUGUGCACGCGGGAGGCGGCGGACACGUUUCUCAAGAUUGUGUACCUGAUCGGGACGGACUCGGAACAGGCGCGGACGAGGGUCAUCUUUGGCAACCAGGGGGAGGAGAGCGAUGGUAAACGCACGCACGAGGCCGUCGAGGAGGAUCGCAGACGCCGCAUCGACGCGCUGCGGAAGCUCUCGGCCCAUCCCGUCCCGGACGAUCUGCGGCUCCCCGUCGACGUCGUGGACGGCGUCUCGUGGGACGACGCGCGGCGGAUGGCCUCGCUCGGCGAGCUGCCGCAGGCCGCACUGGCGGUCGGGCGGAAGGGGUCCGGACUGAACGCGACGGCGGCGAGCUCGUUCCUGUACGGGUGGGCGAGCGGGCUGACGACGGUGACGUCCAACUGGGAGGCGGCCAAGAGGCUGCGGACAGCGGUCGAGGCGGGCUGCGUCGACGGGGCGGAGGUCGGGCCGCAUGUUUGGCGGAUCCCGUUCUCGAGGAAGCUGCUCGCCAGGCCGAAGGGCCCGAGAGGUGGUGGUGGUGGUGGUGGUGAUGGGGAUGGUGACAGAGACAAGGGCGACAAGAGAGUCAAGGGGGGACGGGUCAAGGGCCGGCAGGAGAGGAGGGUCGAGAAGGAGAAGUCGCUGCAGAGCUGGAUCGCCUCCGAGGAGACGACGGAUGUGAAGAGGGAGAAGCAGCCUGGAGACGCCGACGACGAAUGA